AUGGGCAGGAUUAUUUUCUACGAGGACAGGAACUUCCAGGGCCGGUCCUAUGAGUGCAGCAGUGACUGCGCCGACAUCCACGUGCACAUGAACCGCUGCAACUCCUGCAGGGUGGACAACGGGUGCUUCAUGGUGUACGACCGCGCCAACUUCAUGGGUAAUCAGGUCUUCCUGAGGAGAGGGGAGUACCCAGAUUUUCAACGCAUGGGAAGUAUGAUGGGCAUGGGGAUGAUGGAUAACAUUCGUUCUUGUCGCAUGAUCCCUAUGCACAGAGGACAGUUCAGGAUGAGGAUCUACGAGAGGGAGAACUUCGGAGGCCAGAUGCACGAGCUGAUGGACGACUGUGAGUCUCUCCAGGAUCGCUAUUCUAUGUCGGACUGCCAGUCCUGCAACGUGAUUGACGGCCACUGGCUGAUGUUCGAGCAGCCCCACUACAGAGGCCGGAUGAUGUACGUGAGGCAAGGAGAGUACAGGAACCUCCGUGACAUGGGAACGAACAACUUCAUGAGAAUCAGCUCCAUCAGACGCAUCACGGAUAUGUGCUGA
Molecule: messenger RNA, 546 nt
Organism: Micropterus salmoides (largemouth bass)
Lineage: Eukaryota; Metazoa; Chordata; Actinopteri; Centrarchiformes; Centrarchidae
Product: gamma-crystallin M3-like
Exons: 3
Coding region: 1-546 (181 amino acids)
Biological process (GO): visual perception; lens development in camera-type eye
Molecular function (GO): structural constituent of eye lens
Source: RefSeq, a predicted model, not a curated record